UGCCGGAUUUAUGUAUAAGCAGACUAAGCACCUGCUUAGGGCACCAAGGCUCUGGGGGCACCAGGCUGUCUGGGCAAAAAAUAAUGGUGAUUAAAAAUAUUAUUUAAAAAAAUGUAAAACCUGGUUUGCCAACUGUUCGCCAGAGUGAUUCUCUAACACAAGAAAUGAUAAACAUGUUUUAACUGGUUUUUGCAUCAAGUGGUGAGACAUAACAGUGAUUAAAAAUAAGGUGAUAAUGACAGAGGGUACCUGCCCAGGAGCUUCCACAAGUUAGGGGCCUCCAUAAUUUAGAAGCACCAAAAUAAGUGAGAAUUUUGUAUAUGAACUCAAGCGUUGACUUGAACGUAAGUUACAUCAGGAGAAAGAGAGAGAGAGAGAGAGCAGGUUGCAACACUCGAUCGUUUCAUUGUGCUUGUUUUACGAGAUCAUUUGUGAUACAUUUACGGUGGGACCCGACGGAAAAAUCGCCCAGGUUUUUUCCACCCCACCCGGUAAUUGAACCCGGGCCCUCUCGGUUGUGAGCCUAGCGUGCUACCCACUACACCAUGGGGGAUCCCAAAAGAAACCCCUCAAUCUAGCAUGCUUUUUUUUACAAAUGCUGCAUAUCAAUUCAGUUUUCAUUAAAUUAUGUAAAAUAUUGUGCACUUUCAUUUCAUUAUACCACUCGGUCAUCAUGGUAAGCGAAAAGUGAGUUAGCAUAAUUUUAGCGUAAUUAUAUAUUCCAUUUAGCAUAUUUUUUGUAAUGUUAGCAUAAUUUCGAAGCAAGUCUAGCAUAUUUUCGUCAAAACGAUUUGGCAACACUGUCCUUGGUGAUUGUUUACCCACGCAGAGCCCCCACCCAGUGACCACUAAGCUCUUGAUGCAGGCUAGCCAAUCAUGAAGCGCCAUCAGCUCAGUGGAGCUAAAAAACGCAAGCUAACAAAAGAAAAUAAGCAGAAAACUGAUACUCUGAUCAAGAAACUUCCAAAAUUGACCAGUUUUAUGAAAGCAAGUCCGGGUACAUCUAGUGUUCCUAAUGAAGAAAAUAUCAGUCAAUCGCAAAAUGUGACCAAAGAAGAGACGGUUCAUAUGUCUACUGACAGUGAGAAAGGGGCUUCAGAGAUUUCAGAAACUGAUUCAACUGUAGCUGACCAGUCAUUUACUGAUGAUUACAAUGCUUCUGUAAAGUUUAGAGACAAAUCAGAUGAAAGUGUCCAAGCUGUGAAUAAUAACAGAAAACCAGAUCCUGGAGGUUGGGGAGAAUUCAGUAGUGAUGAUACAAGCUACUGGAUUGAAAAAGGACCAGUAGACUGUCAGCACCAUGACUCGUCAUUCGAAAAAUCUAGGCGGACUUUCAAUAAUGAAAAACAGACAAGGUACUGCUCAAAUAAAAUAUUUUCUACAAAAAUACCAAAUGGUGAAGUAAGUUCAAGAGAGUGGUUGCUGUAUUCUCCCUCAAAAGGCUCUGUCUUCUGCUUUGUAUGCAAGUUGUUCGGCUCAAGUACUUCAACUGUAUUUGCUGAGCAAGGUUUCAGUGACUGGCGUAAUCCUGUUAUGGUUGAACAUCAUGAAAAAAGCUCUGGCCACAGGGACUGUAUGCUCAAAUACUUAAUCAGGAGACAAGGGCGUGGUCUGACACAAAAGCUUGAAGAGCAAAUAAAGACGGAGCGUGAUUAUUGGCAUCAUGUUCUACAGCGUGCCAUUGCAGUCAUAAGAACACUAUCUGAACGUGGGCUUGCUUUCAGAGGAAAAAAUGAAAAAUUUGGCUCCCCUGAUAAUGGAAACUACAUGGGGCUGUUAGAACUUAUUGCAGAGUUUGAUCCAUUUUUAGCAAGUCAUAUUACUAAAUAUGGGAAUGCAGGAAGUGGAAUUACGUCAUAUUUGUCUAAGACUACAUGUGAUGAAAUAAUCAGCCUCAUGAGUAGUAGAGUUCUUUCAGCUAUCGUGAAUGAAGCAAACACUGCAGGUUACUUUAGCCUCUCCGUUGAUUCCACACCAGACCUAUCACACACUGACCAACUCAGUAUUAUCCUGAGAUAUGUCUCACCGCUUGAUGGAAAACCAGUUGAAAGAUUUUUGUCAUUUCUUGUGUUAGAAAAUCACACUGGCGAACAGUUGGCAAACCAGGUUUUGCAUUUUUUAAAAAAUGUUUGCAAGAUAGAUUUUUCAAAGUGUAGAGGCCAAUCAUAUGACAAUGCAGCUAACAUGACGGGCCGCUACAAAGGUAUGCAACAAAAAAUUCUUGAGGAAAACAAAUAUGCUGCAUUUAUUCCUUGUGCAGCUCAUUCUCUCAACUUGGUUGGACGUAGUGCUGUCGACAGCUGCUUGAAUGCAGUUAACUUUUUCUCAACUGUUCAGUUAGUAUAUACUUUCUUUUCUAGCUCUACCCAUCGAUGGUCAGUCCUUAAAUCUCACUUAAAAGGCAACACGGUGACAAAAUCUUUAUCAUCUACUCGCUGGGAAGCCCAUUACUUUGCAACCAGUGCCAUUUUAAAGUCAUAUUCUUGCAUUCUUGAGGCUUUGGAAAACAUCAUGGAUGACAGUUCUCAGAAGGGGGAGACAAUUCGAGAUGCUGGAGCUAUAUCAGACAAAAUGCAAGAACUUGAAUUCACAUUGAUGUUAGUGUUAUGGAAUGAGAUUUUAGGGCAUUUUCAUGCUGUUAGUAAAACUCUACAAAACCCAUCUCUAAACUUGAAUGUAUGUGCAGAUCUUUACACUACAUUAUCUAGUCAGCUGCGUGAAAUCAGGGAUCAGUUUGACAAAUUUGAAACCAUGGCUAAGAAACUUCUUCCAGAAGUCAAUUACAAAGAUAUAAGUGCCCGCAAAAGAAAAAGAAAGAUUCAGAAAAAUGAUGGAAAUGCUCCAGAGGCAGAGCUAAAUGCUAGAGAAAAAUUUAAAAUUUUCACAUUUAAUGUAAUAAUAGAUGCUUUAGAGAUGCAAAUGAGUAGUAGGGGAAUGGUUUAUAAACAAGUUGCAGAACGAUUUUCUUUUCUAAAUGACAUGAACUUAUCAGAUUCACAAUACCAGACAAGCUCAGAAAAGUUGGCGGAAACAUAUCCAGAAGACCUAUGUCCAACAAUGACAACAGAAGUAAAACAGUUUCACACUUACCUCCGUGCUAAAAGUGAGAAACCUGACUACACCCAUGCUCAGUUGUAUGAAAUAAUAGUAAACGAUGGAAUUCAGGCUGUAUUUCCUAACACUGCCAUAGCACUAAGAAUAUUUCUCUCAAUGAUGGUAACUAACUGUUCUGCUGAACGUUCAUUUUCACUGCUCAAAAGGAUCAAGAACCCUUAUCGAACAACCAUGACCCAGGAGAGACUAGAUUCUUUAGCAUUACUCAGUAUUGAACUGAUUUUGUUAGACAGCUUUCUUUUGAGGAUAUCAUAA
Molecule: messenger RNA, 3369 nt
Organism: Eriocheir sinensis (Chinese mitten crab)
Lineage: Eukaryota; Metazoa; Arthropoda; Malacostraca; Decapoda; Varunidae
Product: zinc finger MYM-type protein 1-like
Exons: 2
Coding region: 877-3369 (830 amino acids)
Molecular function (GO): protein dimerization activity
Source: RefSeq, a predicted model, not a curated record